CAUGCCGGGUCCCUGCGCCUGCCCCCGGCAGCGCCGCCGCCGCCGCCCGCCCGCGCCCGCCCGCCGCGCUCCGCUGAGGCCUCCGCGAUGGAGUCGCAGUGCGAUUAUUUCAUGUACUUCCCGGCCGUGCCCUUCCCAGCGCGCGAGGUGCUGCUGGGGGAGCCGGGCCGGUACCGCGCCCUGCCGCGGAGGAACCACCUCUACCUGGGCGAGACAGUCCGCUUCCUGCUGGUGCUGCGCUGCCGGCCCGGCGGGGCGGGCAGCGGCCGGGCGCCCUGGGGGGAGCUGGCGGGAUCGCUGGCGGCCCUGGCCAGCGUCAGCCCCGGCGGGGGCGCGGCGGGCGACGGCGAUGCGCCGGCGGCGGGCCCGGGAGAGGCGGCGGGCGACGGGGAGGCGGCGGGCGGCCGCGGGGGGCCCUUCCGGAGCUGCCCGGCCCUCCUGACGCACGGACUGGCGCCGCCGGGGAGGCCGGCUGCAGGCGGGCCCCCGGAGGAACCCAUCGUCUCCACCGACGAGGUGAUCUUCCCCUUGACCGUCUCUUUGGACAAGCUGCCCCCCAGCACCGCCAAGGCCAAAAUCGUGGUCACCGUUUGGAAGAGGGAUCAAGAGAAAGCCGAAGUGCGGGAGCGCGGCUACCUCCGCAUUUUGCAGGAUCGGGCCCCUUCCCAGACCUUCCGGGAGGAGCAGGGGAACUUCAAGGCGCAAGUGAGCACCCUGCUGACGGUGCUGCCGCCUCCCGAGCUGAAAUGCCAGCAGUGCAACGUCUCCGGGAAACACCUGACGGUGCUGAAAGUCUUGAAUACAGCGUCCCAGGAAGAGCUCUCUGUGUGGGAUGUGCGGAUCCUCCCCAACUUUAAUGCCAGUUACCUUCCCAUGAUGCCCGACGGGUCUGUCUUGUUAGUCGAUGAUGUCUGCCAUCAGUCAGGCGAAGUUUCCAUGGCCUCUUUCUGCCGUGUGGCCUCAGCUGCCUCGGCCUGUCCCUGCUCACUCCGAGCUCUCGAGGAGCAGAAUUUCCUCUUCCAGUUGCAGGCACCAGAGCAGCCCCCCCACAGCACCAAGGAGGGCCUAGAGGUUCCUCUCAUUGCCGUGGUUCAGUGGUCAACCCCCAAACUGCCGUUCACUGCCCGGAUCCACACUCACUACAGGCUGCCAAGCAUCCGCCUGGCCCGUCCUCGAUUUGUCAUGACGGCAGAGUGUGAGUCACCGGUGGUCUUGCACCAGCGCUUCACAGUAGCCUACACCCUUAUCAACAACUUGCAGGACUUCCUGGCUGUACGCUUGGUGUGGACACCGGAAAGUGCAACCACAGGCAAGACACUUUCUUGUGAAGAGCAGCGUGCCAUCCACGACACCCAAGACUCCAUUGUCUGCCACACACCCCUCAACAACCUGGGAUACUCUCGCAAGGGCAGCGCCCGCACUUUCUGUGUCACAUUCCAGGCCCUGCAGGCAGGCCUGUAUGAGCUGUCCCAGCACAUGAAGCUGAAGCUGCAGUUCACAGCGAGCAUCUCUAACCCACCCCCAGAGGCCCGGCCUGUUUCCCGCAAAAGCAGCCCCAGCAGCCCUGCAGUCCGUGAGCUGGUGGAGCGGCACCAGGCCAGCCUGGGCCGUUCACAAAGCUUCUCCCACCAGCAGCCAGCACGAGGGCACCUCAUGAGGUCAGGCAGCGUCAUGGAGCGCCGAGCCAUCACUCCACCUGUGGGAUCUCCCGUUGGCCGGCCCCUUUACUUACCCCCUGACAAGACAGCUCUUUCCCUUGACAAAAUUGCCAAACGUGAGUGCAAAGUGCUAGUGGUGGCACCUGUCACGUGAACAGGGGGCAGGAAUUCCCCCCCACACUCCCCUCCCCACAGACACACCGCAGCCUGCCUUCCUGGGGCAUUGCCAGUCCCUUGCAGCUCCGGCUACUCAUAGUCAUGUAGCUCAGUAACCCCCACUAGUUUGUGUUGGUGAGGGCUGCAGUCUUGCAAAGGAUCCUACACUUGCCCGUGAAACACUACUGAGGUCUGCAAUGAUGCACUCCUGUCCCUACUUUCGAGGGCACAGAGGCGCGCCCCCCCCAUUAAGCAGUUCCCCCAGCUGUGUCACCUUCUGCCUUGCGUGCAGGUUGGUGCUUCUGUUUAUUCCUGUGUUUUCCCUGUUUGUUUUGGGUUUAGUCUGGGAGCUGGGGGGUGAAAGAAACCCAUGUCCUUUGCUCUCCUUCUUAAUGGGGGGAGGGCACCCUGCUUUUCUUCAUUCUCCAGGGUCAUACAAGUGAGGCCAUAUUCCAGAGCAGAGCAGCAGCCCCCACCCAUGGCAGCUGCUUCAAGAAGCAAGUGCGUGGUUUUAUAUACUGGAUUAUUUUGCCACCCUUUGCGGGUCAAGGGCAUUUUAGAAGCUGGACUCCCCCACAGUGAAUUGUGCCACUUUUUACUACUGGAAAAGGGACAGGUUUUCUCUCAGGCAGGGACGGUUCGAGCAUCUGGCUGUUUCUGAUUGCAGACUGUGGUCUCUUCCCCCUCCCCUGCCCCCCCUCGAUGCAGGGAGGGAGGGGCUGACUGACUUGCACGCCAGCUGCUCUUGCCCUUCUCAGGCCAAAGUGCUCCCCCACCCCAUUGCACUUUAUUUAAUUUUUAUUAUUUAUAUAUUUUUAUUUGCCUCAAAAGUGGCUCCAAAUCUGUGUGUGAAUAAACUGCACUGGCUGUCACCCGGA
Molecule: messenger RNA, 2692 nt
Organism: Eublepharis macularius
Lineage: Eukaryota; Metazoa; Chordata; Lepidosauria; Squamata; Eublepharidae
Gene: TRAPPC14
Product: trafficking protein particle complex subunit 14
Exons: 11
Coding region: 88-1812 (574 amino acids)
Biological process (GO): cilium assembly
Cellular component (GO): TRAPPII protein complex
Molecular function (GO): alpha-tubulin binding
Source: RefSeq, a predicted model, not a curated record